Messenger RNA from Trichomonas vaginalis G3, 258 nucleotides. RefSeq names its product spectrin binding. Gene Ontology annotation, cellular component: nucleus; cytoplasm. Bases 1 to 258 code for a protein of 85 amino acids. Lineage: Eukaryota; Parabasalia; Trichomonadida; Trichomonadidae. The transcript has a single exon. The record is from RefSeq and is a predicted model, not a curated record. Gene Ontology annotation, molecular function: protein binding.
AUGUCAAAAGGACGAACCGAAAUUGCCGAAGUUCUCAUUUCACAUGGUGCAAAUAUUCAUGCAAAAAAUUAUGAAGGAAAUACUCCACUUAGUGUUGCAGCAACUUAUGAUACGCCAGAAAUUGCUGAACUUCUUAUUUCACAUGGUGCAAAUAUCAAUGAAAAAAAUAAAUAUGAAUUUACCCCUCUUGAUUUAGCAACAUCACGUUUUAGUAAAGAAACUACCAAAGUUCUCAAAUCACAUGGCGCGCGUAAUUAG